AUGUCUGGUCUGAAGGGAGGUCACAAAGACCCCAGCAAGGGUAAAAACAACGACAACAGUUCCUCAACUCAUCUUCCUGAAAAUCAAGGAAUGGCAAGCAAUCCCAGAACGGCUGAAGAUCUUCGAGCUUUGAUUCAAACUCUCGCCAUUGGCCCAAACAGAGACGCCAUAUUCAUCAAUACGAACCUUCCUCCGUUCACCCUUUCCACCACCACUAAUGGACUCCAUGCGGCCAACAACGAAGAUUCGCCCAAUUCCAAGCGACCUCAUCCUUUUGGAACACCUUUCACCCCUCAAAAGCCUGCCAAUAGCAAAGGUCAAUCGCAACUUCCUUCGUCCGAUGCAGCCAAGAAGGAGAACGCACAAAUGCCGCUCCCCAUCGGUACAGAGAAAAAGCUCGGUCUAAUCGAAAGAAUCCAACCUCAACCUCAAUACGGAUAUCCAAGUACUCCAAAAUCACCUUCGUCGUUUUGGCCACAAUACCAUGGUGGCUGGGUUGAGACGCAAGAAAUUGUCUCGCCAAUGUCACCCUCGUCGAGGGUGGACUACAGACCUGAUCAUCCCUACUAUGGUCAAUACCAAGAUGGAAUUCAAGGUCAUGAGGAACAGUGGAAUCGUUAUCAGUUGCAACGGGGCAGAAAGGAAGAUCUCAACAAUAAUCACAAUUGUCACUCCAGUCAAUCCGGCAACCUCCCGAGAAGGACCAUCACGUUCAAUCCUUUCGCGGAUGAUAUGUAUAAUACCACAUCCAUGAAUAUCAACUCCUCGUCGGCGAAGUCGGGGUCUAGUCAACCUCGAAACGGUCAGCCUAUCUCCGGUAUUGAGGAUCACAAUUUCUCCGACCUCAUUUCUACACCUGGCUUCGGUGGGUUUGGCGUCACCUUUGGCGCAAGCUCUUAUUUCCCUGCAUAUAAUGGCAAUCAUCAACAAUAUCAAGAUCCAGCCUCUACGGCAUCUAAUACAAGACCCAACGCGGCGCAAUUGACCCAAGCACUCAGCAAUGCUGGAAAGAGGUCAAGCGCCUAUGGCAACGAGUGGUAUGCUCAGAACAAUCAAGGACAAGCACAUCAAGAUCUCCAUCGUCAACGAAGACCCAGCAUGUCUCAUAGCACCCGUUAUCCUCCUUUUGAAGCUGGACUGGUCCGAGCUCACACCGGUACGUCGGCUCAAACUGUACCAACUGAUCAAUUCGCCACACCUGGUCCGGAAAGACGACCAAAUGCAGACAACUCUGCGUUGGUGCUACGAAAGACACCUUGGGCUGUCACUCAAUAUACCAAUACCGGAUUACUUCCGCCAAAUUGGGGUCCUGGCACUGGCUUCGACUCAGGUCCACCUCCUCCUACUCCAUUUGCACCGGGAGAUUGGCUGUGUGCACAACCCUAUUGUGGCUAUCAUAAUUUCCAAAAAAACCCUGACUGUCGAGCCUGCGGUCAUCCUCGACCUUGGGAGAUGAUUACUCAUAACACCAUCAACAGUCCUCCUCUCGGAUCCGUUGGCGACUGGAGAUGCGAUUGCGGAUACAUCAAUUGGCGAAGACGAGCUCUUUGCAAGAGCUGCUACCCUGAUCAUCCUUCUAAUCGAGAUCGAUCCGCUAACGUUCGGCAUGGGAGGUCCUCGACUGGCCACCACAACAACUCCAAGGCGUCUAAUGAACUGAACAGAUCUAACGAUCAAAUCGUGACAAUCUUCAGUGGUGAAGUAUCUCUAUCAUCGUUUUCAGGGAAUUGCGAGACCUCUGCCUGA
Messenger RNA from Kwoniella mangroviensis CBS 8507, 1746 nucleotides. RefSeq lists its product as uncharacterized. The record is from RefSeq and is a predicted model, not a curated record. The transcript has 10 exons. Bases 1 to 1746 code for a protein of 581 amino acids. Gene Ontology annotation, molecular function: mRNA binding. NCBI's taxonomy places the organism in Eukaryota, Fungi, Basidiomycota, Tremellomycetes, Tremellales, Cryptococcaceae.